This is a messenger RNA of Penicillium nucicola, 450 nucleotides long. Its product is annotated as 60S ribosomal protein uL23. Gene Ontology annotation, molecular function: structural constituent of ribosome. NCBI's taxonomy places the organism in Eukaryota, Fungi, Ascomycota, Eurotiomycetes, Eurotiales, Aspergillaceae. The transcript is spliced from 4 exons. Gene Ontology annotation, biological process: ribosomal large subunit assembly; translation. Bases 1 to 450 code for a protein of 149 amino acids. The record is from RefSeq and is a predicted model, not a curated record. Gene Ontology annotation, cellular component: cytosolic large ribosomal subunit; ribosome.
AUGGCCCCCUCCGACAACAAGACUGGCAACAAGAAGGCCAACGCUGCCGCCAAGGCAGUCGUUAAGGGCGCCUCGCUUCACAAGUCCCGCAAGGUCCGCACCUCGACCACCUUCCACCGCCCCAAGACCCUCCAGCUGUCGCGGUCCCCCAAGUACCCCCGUGUCUCCAUCCCUCAUGCCCCCGCUCUCGACUUCAACAAGGUCAUCCUGUACCCCUUGAACACUGAGAGCGCCAUGAAGAAGAUCGAGGAGAACAACACCCUGGUCUUCAUCGUCAACGUCAAGUCCAACAAGCGCCAGAUCAAGAUGGCUCUUAAGAAGCUGUACGAUGUUGACACCGUCAAGGUCAACACCCUUGUCCGUCCCGACGGUACCAAGAAGGCCUUCGCUCGUCUCACCCCUGACGUCGAUGCUCUUGACAUUGCCGCCACCAAGCUGGCCAUUGUUUAA